Messenger RNA from Acyrthosiphon pisum (pea aphid), 2723 nucleotides. RefSeq lists its product as uncharacterized. Bases 1489 to 2241 code for a protein of 250 amino acids. NCBI's taxonomy places the organism in Eukaryota, Metazoa, Arthropoda, Insecta, Hemiptera, Aphididae. The transcript has 2 exons. The record is from RefSeq and is a predicted model, not a curated record.
AUUUUCGAGCACUUUUUUGAAAAUAUUGUAUCCAUACGCAUUAAUAAAUAGGUAUUGACUUUUUAUACUUUUAACUUUUACGUCAUAUUUCGAGGAUCAGAUGUUUGCGCUUUGGGUUCGGUGGCGUUUAUUAUUUGUUGAACUCCAACAUUUAACAUUUAACAUUAACUACUAAAAGUCAAUAAAUACAUUUAAAUAUAAAUCUUAAUAUUAUGUAACAAAUGUAUAAAUGUGUAUUGAUAUUAUUUAUAUACAGCCGAAGCGAGUAAUAUUAGCGCUCCUGGCAAUUGGAAAAAUGACAAUUUUGCGCCCUCUUAUCCUCAAAAAUUUGUUGAUUUUGCGCUAUACCAAAGUAUAUUAAUUAUAAAUGGAUCGUAAACGGAUAUUAUAUCAAUGAUUCGAUGUACAGAUUAACAACUUAAUCGAUUGGUGCUGCAGUGGCGUGGCGAACUAAAAAUUGUUUAGAGGCAAAUUACAAAUAUUCCAAGUAUUGAUGCAUAAUAAUGUAUUAAUAUAAUAUACAUAAUUAUAUUUUAGAUCAUUAUUGACUACCUAUUGAGUAUAACAUAUUACAUAUUUUACUUGGGAACCCACUGGUUACCGCCCACCCCUCUAUUUAAGAAAAAUCUUAGAGGCAAUUGCCUUUGAAAUUACCGUUCACAACACCACCGAUUGGUGGAGCCUGGGUAGUGGGGACUUCUUUUUUUUAGUGAAGCGAUGAGCUAGUUUAGAUGUUUAAAAUAUAAAUUGUCUGUUUCUCUCAUUCUCGUAUCAGCCAAAUUAUUAAUAUUACGCCAUUAUUGCGUAAUAAUGAAUCUAUAUUUCAAUAUUUCAUUCGUUAUUUUAAUGUCAAUAAGGGCUAUCCCUAGGGUCUAUAGAGUGUAGGGUUUAUAUUCUAUACGUUAACUAUCAUUAUUAUUUAUUACUUUCUGUAAAAUGAAUAGGUACCUAAUACAUUAAUUAUUUCCAUAGAUAUUGGUAACUAUUGUCUUUAUUGUAAAGUGACGUAAACAUAUUUUUUUUCCAAUUUCGUACCAUUUCGUAAGACAAUAAUGUAUUUGAAUACGGAAAAAUAAAUAAAAUUUGCUAUUGGUAUACUAUGGAAUAAAUCGUGAGCCCUACGCGGCUACGCUCACAGUUUCUAUGGUAACGCUUACGGUUUUUACCGUCACUAUUUUAGAUCAAUACUAUAUUCUCCACUCUACCACUACCCUUGAUUAUUCCAUGCAGGUCUUACGUUGUUUACUUUAUUUACGCAUUAUCUCGUCGUCUGUUGAACACAAUAUUAGUUCGAUACUGUAUUAUUGCCUUUUGUUUUGGUUUUUUUCGCGAGUUGUGUGAUUAGUGUUAAAUAUAGUCACGAAAUUUAUACAUUAUAACAUCAAAGAAUAGAUGUUACUACAUAUCGUGUUACGCGUAAUAUUUACAAACUUAAAAACCUAGUUUUUCAAAUUUAAUUAAGCUCGAAAGUCGCAUCCAUAGAUCAGAAUGCAUAGUUUUGGUUUGCAGUCAGCUUUGGCGAUUCGCCGUCAACGCAAGAGACGAGCUGAACUUAAACGGCAUGUGGAAAGACGUCGCUUAAGUUCUCAGUCGAUAGAAAGUGGAAUUCAUGGUUCUAAAUCUACUGUGACUAGCCCAACAGAAUACCAUGGAUCUGUUGGUAGCCUAUCACAAGGGGCAAGGAGAAGAAAGAGACCACCUAAAAUGCUUGAUACUAAAGUUGCUUCUAGCAUAGGCAUGCUUCACGUUGGUGUGGUGUUUUUAGUUUUGGGCCUUUUUUUAAUUGGAUCUGGCAUUAUACCUGAUGAUUAUGUUUCGUGGGCUUCAAAAAAUUGGGUUAAUGAACUUGUAAUAACUGGUUUAACUUCAAGUAUAAUUGGUAUCUUUUUGCUUGUGUUGAAUCAUUUCAUUAACCGCAAAGCAGAAUCAGAUUUAGCUGCAUAUGUGGAACGCCAAUUGACCAGAACAAGAUCAGGUAGAAGACUGGUAUCAGAUGCAGAAACUGGUGCUAUGCAUACAAAACAACAGCAUAAAGCACGACAACAGAGUCAAAGUCAACAGCCAAAUUCUCCCGGUUCAGAUCUUGAUCAAAUAGCUGAAGAAGAAGCAUGUGGUUCAGAGUAUAGACCUGUUGAUCAAUAUAAUAAUCUUGAAACAGAGAGGCAGAAUCCAGGCAGGACACAUAAUGCAUACAAUAGGGAAUUAUUGGUAACACGGUGUUAUGAUACAACUGAAACAUAGUAAGUUUUAACAAAAUAACUUAAUAAGAAGUUAAAAAAAAAAAAAUGCCGUUUUUAAAAUAAAUUACUAUUAAGAUAUUUAAUUUAUAUUUAAAAAUUAUUUAAAUUUAUUUUAUUUGCCUGUUUAUGAAUGAAUAUUGACUUCCUUAAUUACCUAAUAUUUAAAUAUUUAAUUAUACCUAUAUUUUAUACUUGUAAUUUGAUAUUUUUAUACUAUUUAGUUGACUUUUGUAGCUUUGUGUUUUAAUAUUGUUAAUUAACUAUAAAUGCACAAUACAUUUAGUAAACUGUCAAAUUUUUAUUGAUUAAAAAAAAAAACAUUGUACGUAUUGUUUUGCUUGUAUUAUAAUAUUUUUGGUUUGAAAUUUGAAUUGUCAACUUAAAAAUACAAUUAACUGUGAAAUCACUAACUAUAGUUAUAUGAUUUAAAUUUUUGUUAGGAAAAAAUGAUAAGCAAUUAAUAUAUUAUAAUUAGUUAUUGUU